Messenger RNA from Bacidia gigantensis, 1092 nucleotides. RefSeq lists its product as uncharacterized. NCBI's taxonomy places the organism in Eukaryota, Fungi, Ascomycota, Lecanoromycetes, Lecanorales, Ramalinaceae. Bases 1 to 1092 code for a protein of 363 amino acids. The record is from RefSeq and is a predicted model, not a curated record. The transcript has a single exon.
AUGUGGCUCAUCAAUGUAGAUACCCUACAGCUUGAAGAGUUCAUCGGCAAAACGGUGCCAAAGUACGCCAUCCUUUCGCACACUUGGGGAGAUGGGGAGGUCUCUUUCCGAGAAAUGGCUAAGCGCAAGACUUGGGAGGAGACAGUCCAAAAACCCGGGUUCAAUAAGAUCUCAAAAUGCUGUGAAAUGGCUGCCCUCGUACAUUUGAAGUAUGCUUGGGUGGAUACCUGUUGCAUUGACAAGAAGAGCAGCGCUGAACUUUCAGAAGCCAUCAAUUCGAUGUGGCAAUAUUACGAAGAGGCUUAUAUUUGCUUCGUUCACAUGGCUGAUGUGAGGCUAGAGGGUUCCCAUUUAAACAAAGAGCAGUUUCAAAGUAGCAGAUGGUUUACCCGAGGCUGGACGUUACAAGAGCUGUUGGCUCCCAGGGAUGUCCGCUUUUUUGAUCAGUCAUGGAAUCUGCUCGGUGAUCAGCAAACGCUCUGCGAUUUAAUAGUAGCUGCUACUGGAAUCGAGUCACUGUAUUUGGAUGUUGACAUUGACAGCAGAUUUGCAAGCGUUGCUUGCAAGAUGUCGUGGGCAUCGCGCAGAGAGACCACGAGGUCUGAAGACGUCGCUUACUGUUUGAUGGGACUGUUAAAGAUCAAUAUGCCGCUCCUUUACGGCGAGAAGGAUAAGGCAUUCAAAAGGCUUCAAACAGAAUUCAUCAAGCAACAUCAUGAUGAAACGAUAUUUGCUUGGACGAACGACCAUCUCAUAAAUGGUCGCCUCCUUGCCUCAUGUCCAGCGGAUUUCAAGCAUUCAGGUCAUGUGGAGAGCCUCAACGUCGAACCACGACAAGCUUUCGAGGUGACUAAUGUCGGAAUCAGAAUGACUGUGCGCGUCUCACGCGAAGAUUGGGGAGGAUAUCGUGCAAUUCUGUCCUCGGUCACCCACGGCACAAUGAUGGAACAGUCGCCUUGGUUGAAAAUUGCACUCCAAAAAAAAGAUGGAAUUUACCUCCGAUUGAACCAAAAGAAGCUGGAAUUCUUGACCCGAAAGGAACAGAAGGCGGAGCAGAAGGUUAAACUAAGCUCGAUUAUGCUGGCUCUGUAA